AGUUGUUUUGAAACCAGUACUUUUACACUUUUACUUAAAGGGUAAAAAGCUUGAGUUGAUACUUCAACUUCUACAGAAGUGUUUUAAACCCUAUUAUCUAUACCUCUACCUGAGUAAUAAAUGGAGAUACUUAUCACGCCUUUGGUUGGAAACCUUGCACAGAAAUGCUAAAAAACAUGCAGUGAAAUUGGUGGCUCAUUAGUUGUAACUCAAAUGUACAGUUGGAUUUGGCUAGAUUCUGUGUGUUGCACUAAAAGAAUGACCACACAGGGUCUCCCUUCUGGCUGGACCAGAGAGACAAGGCAGAGGAAACGGGGGAAGACAGCAGGAAAAGUGGACACCUACAUCAUCAGUCCUGAAGGCAGACGCUUUCGAUCCAAGUCGCAGCUCCAGAACUACCUGCAGUCAGAUGAAUGUGCUGAUUCUCACCUAGAGCUGGAGAUGUUUGACUUUACUUCACCCAAACACUACAGUGAAGCAGCUCAGCAGCAGGAAAGUAAAGCAGGAAGGCAGAGAAGUUUAAAACAGAAAAAGAAACCUGUGGAUAGCCCUAAUCCAGAACCGCAGGAUGGAGUAGUGACAGAAAAUGGAAGAAUCAAAACGGAAAAGAAAAGGAGGAACCAGACAAAACGGCAUGAAGAAAACGGACUCGGAGAGGAAACGGAAAACAGAAAUAUUAAAACGGAGGAUGAGUUACCCAGCGUGUCUUCAGCACCAGCACUAACAGUACAGCCUGCCUCAGAGAGUGAAGGAGAGAAUGUAGAAGAGCUGGAGAGAAAGGAGAGAGAUGCAGUAAAAGAAGAACAGAUGAGUAACGAGGCCACAGGGGGGAGCUACUCGCCUGCCAGAAACACAAACAGCGGGACAAAGUUGUUGGCAGAGAAGAGGAGAACCAGUCCUUACUUUACUAGAAAGAGUGAUGGUCUCAGUCCUCCAAGACGCAAAGCAUUAAGAAAGUGGACUCCACCACGUUCCCCUUUCAAUCUGGUCCAAGAAACCCUGUUUCAUGAUCCCUGGAAGCUUUUAGUCGCCACCAUCUUCCUCAACAAGACCAGUGGAAAGGCAGCAAUUCCAAUACUGUGGCAGUUUUUGGAGCGUUACCCAUCUGCUGAAGUUACCAGAGCCAGUGAAUGGGAACCGAUUGCUGAGUUACUGCAGCCUCUCGGUUUAAACACUCUUCGAGCCAAAGCACUCAUACGCUUCUCUGAUGAGUUUCUCACUAAAUCAUGGAGAUAUCCCAUUGAGUUGCAUGGAAUUGGAAAAUAUGGUAAUGACUCCUACCGGAUAUUUUGUUUGGGAGAAUGGAGAGAGGUCACUCCUGAAGACCACAAGCUGAACGACUAUCACACCUGGCUCUGGAAGAACCACCAGCAGUUAGGACUCUGACUUCAACUUCAACACUGAGACCCGACUGUUUCCUCUUUUUACACGUUUUAGCUUCUGAUCACAGUUCUUUGGUGAAGAAGACCUCAUUUCCUCUUCCAUUAUGGAUAAUAAAAGGAAAGGUAAAUGCAUUCAAAGGAAAAUGAA
Molecule: messenger RNA, 1530 nt
Organism: Astyanax mexicanus (Mexican tetra)
Lineage: Eukaryota; Metazoa; Chordata; Actinopteri; Characiformes; Acestrorhamphidae
Gene: mbd4
Product: methyl-CpG binding domain protein 4
Exons: 8
Coding region: 214-1386 (390 amino acids)
Biological process (GO): DNA repair
Cellular component (GO): nucleus
Molecular function (GO): catalytic activity; DNA binding
Source: RefSeq, a predicted model, not a curated record